GGAAUGGGAUCUCCAUCGUGCUGCUCAUCUUCACCGUCCUGGAGUUCUGCAUCGCUGUGGCCACCGCUAACUUCUGGUGCCGGGCCACUCGCCUCAGCUCCAACGAGUCCAUGCUGAUUGUGCCCAGCACCACGCGGGUAGCCCUGGCAGCCCCAUCGGCUGAGCUGCCCCAGCCACCCAGCUACACCGAGGAGAUGGUGUCUGAGAUGCUGCAGCGCCUGGAGUGCUCCGUGUUGGGGGACGAGCUGCCGAACCCCAGUGUCCUGCUGGCCCUGAACCUGGCCGGGGACUCCAGCAGCCCAGCACACAAACUGCUGCUCCAGCAGCUGAAGGAGGAGGCUGUGAAGAGGGCCAACAAAGACAUGGCCUCGGGUGAGGUGGCUCUGUACGUGCUCGCCUUCCUCUCCUCCUGCCAGGACCCACAGCAGGUCCAAGCCAUGGGGCUGAGCGUCAACAUGCUCCACAUCCUGCAGCAGGAGAUGGACAGGGAGCUGGCCAACAUGGAGGUGGAAGGUGUCCCCAAGACCACCCUCUACAGCGUCAGCCUGGCCGCCCUCAGCCUGUGCCUGGCCGGGGUUGGUGGUUACCAGGAGGCCUCGGUGGUGCUGGCCAAGCAGCUGCUGA
Molecule: messenger RNA, 624 nt
Organism: Nestor notabilis (Kea)
Lineage: Eukaryota; Metazoa; Chordata; Aves; Psittaciformes; Psittacidae
Gene: CBLIF
Product: gastric intrinsic factor (vitamin B synthesis)
Exons: 5
Biological process (GO): cobalamin transport
Molecular function (GO): cobalamin binding
Source: RefSeq, a predicted model, not a curated record